AUGCUUGGGCGUUCUGCUGGCAUUAUCUUGGGGCCAUCUGUGAUAGGGAACAACAAGCAUUUUAGGGACACCCUAUUUGGAGAAAAAGUACAGUUUCCGGUGUUUGACGUAAUAGCUCAAAUGGGUGUAGUAUACUCUCUGUUCCUAACUGCAGUGAAACUUGACCUGGGCAUGCUCAAAAGGACGGCAAAGACUUCCUGGAAGAUUUUUCUAGCAAGCCUCCUUUGUCCUACAGUAGUCUUCUUCAGCUUCGUUUACCCACUAGCCGGCGCAGUUCCUGGAUUCAGUGGAGGAAAAGUCAUGCUCUUCUGGACUACGAGUUCUUUAUCUUUCACUUAUUUCCCAGUCAUAGCUCAAGCAUUGGAUGAACUCAACCUUUUGACUUCAGAGUUGGGCCAACUUGCCUUGUCUGCCUCAAUGCUCAACGAUGCACUGCAAUGGUUCUUAACAGCAUUGAACGUUGUAGUUAUGCAAGAAAAAGUAAUAUAUUCAAAUGGGAUUAUCUUUUCCUUAUUUGCGUGGGUAAUUUUCACUUUGUAUGUUGCACGCCCACUUAUGCUAUUUACAGUUAAGAAUACGCCAGAAGGAUACCAGCCGAAGGAAAUUUAUGUAGUUGCAAUACAACUUGGAGUUCUAUUCAUGGCCUUUAUGUCUGACGCCAUAGGCAUGAGCCAUAUGGCUGGUCCUAUAAUCCUGGGGUUGGCCGUACCAGAUGGACAACUUGGUGCAACAUUAAUAGCCAAGACCGAAUACUUGGUCUCCGAAGUCUUUCUGCCACUGUUCUUUUUCCGAAUUGGCACCAGCAUAGAUAUGUACAAGAUUAGCCGUUGGGUGAGUUUUACCAAACUUCAGGCUAUCAUUACAGCGUUUUAUGCUGCAAAGACUAUGGGAAUUACAAUGGCUGGAUUAUUUUCCAAAAUUAGCUUCAAAAACAGUCUCGUACUCAGCAUGAUGAUGAAUAUCAAGGGUAUACUGGAGCUUAUUCUUUAUAAUGGAUGGUUGUCCAUGAAGCUUAUAGAUGAACAAUUUUUUGCCCAAAUGGUGUUCUCUCUGCUGGCGAUGACCAUGCUUGUAACCCCAAUGAUACGAUUCUCGUACAUUCCUCCUAUUUGGGUUGGAUCAAAAACCAAUGGUCCACAGGUCAAACACAUUCAAUCAAUGGCAAGUAAGUCUGAAACAUUUCGCAUUCUCUGCUGUGUCCACAACGAAGAAAGUGUCCACAGCAUCAUUACACUCCUGGAAGCCUCAAAUCCAACAGAAGCGAGCCCCGUCACUGCCUAUGUUGUCCACGCACUCCACUACAUUGGCCGUGCUGCACCAGUACUAGUCCCUUACAAGAAGCAUAAAAAAAAAUUUAAGCGGUCAGAUACAGCAAGUGAUCAAAUCGUUCAAGCCUUUGAGAAUUACUCAAAAAACUCUGGAGGACCAGUCUCAAUUCAAGCCUACACUAUGGUCAAUCCCUACAAAUACAUGCACCAGACCAUUUUCCGUCUCGCUCAGGACCAGCUAGUACCUCUGAUCAUCAUUCCAUUCCAUGAAAAUCACCAGUCUCUUGUUGACUCCAAUAUGACUGGUCCGAUACGCCAAUUCAACCUUAAUGUUCAGGCAUAUUCUCCAUGCACAGUGGGAAUACUAGUUGAUAGAGGCUCGCAUUCUCGGAUGAGCUUUUCGAGUUUCUUCUACAACAUUGCUGUUUUUUUCAUUGGCGGACCAGAUGACCGCGAGGCAUUAGCCUACACUUCACGCAUGUGUGACAACCCAGAAUUGGAACUCACGGUGUUCAGGAUAAUUGUGCGAAUCAAUAAAUCAAAAUGUAUAGAAGAGGAGACAGAGUUCAAGCUUGACGAGUCAUUGGUUCAGGAGUUUAAGCUACGGAACCUUGGGAAUGAUCGAUUGAAUUGGCAUGACAUCGAGGUGGAUGACUGGGUACAGGUUAUGACUGCCAUUAGUAGCUCGCAAGGACACUAUGACCUUGUGAUGGUUGGGAAGCGACAUUCAGAUAUAUCUUUGAGGGAUGAAGAAAUGGUAGAGUUCGUGCAAAAUUCAGAGCUGGGAGUGAUUGGCGACAUGCUUGCUUCAUCAGAUUUCUGUGGUGGAACAGUGAAUGUGUUAGUGAUGCAGGAGAGUAGGGACUUGGGAAUUGGAGCUUUUCGUUGUGACUCCUUGAAAAGUUAAGAAAGUAAACUUAGGUUUAGUGCAUGAUCGAAGUUUUUUCAUCCUUCUUUCCUUUUGCCGUAGAGAUCUUGUUUUCUUAGAAAGUAGUCACCAUGUGUUGUCCCUUCUAGCUCCUAGUUCGUGUAGAAGAUUGUGAACUUUUUAAGUUUGA
Molecule: messenger RNA, 2326 nt
Organism: Rosa rugosa (rugosa rose)
Lineage: Eukaryota; Viridiplantae; Streptophyta; Magnoliopsida; Rosales; Rosaceae
Product: cation/H(+) antiporter 15-like
Exons: 3
Coding region: 1-2175 (724 amino acids)
Biological process (GO): proton transmembrane transport; regulation of pH
Cellular component (GO): endomembrane system; membrane
Molecular function (GO): antiporter activity
Source: RefSeq, a predicted model, not a curated record